Messenger RNA from Daldinia vernicosa, 1386 nucleotides. RefSeq lists its product as uncharacterized. The transcript has 3 exons. NCBI's taxonomy places the organism in Eukaryota, Fungi, Ascomycota, Sordariomycetes, Xylariales, Hypoxylaceae. The record is from RefSeq and is a predicted model, not a curated record. The coding region runs from base 1 to 1386 and encodes 461 amino acids.
AUGAGCCACAACUCUCAGCAAACGAUGUUCAGUAGCAACAACCCCUUUUCCUUGCUUGACGUUGAUGACGGUCCGGAAUCUACCGAUUAUCCGGUAAUAGAGGCUCGUAAGAUUAUGAGCGAUGAAGAACAGAGGACUGCCGGAACUGUCCUCGUUCCUUGGGCUGGGUACGCAGCGUACGGACAAAUGAUUCGAACGCUUAGCCAAAUCUGGGCUCAAUCUGGAGAAGCCGUGUCUGCUUUCGUUGAGAAUAUCUUCGAGUCAGAGUACUUGGGUAAUGGCUUGAAAGCUUUUGAAGGUCUCCCUGCCUGGGCCGUUCCGCUUCCCGAGGACUUCGACGAGGAGAAGCAUGUUGGCUGGGCGACUCAUAAGUAUGUUCUAGCGAGGCGACUUCACGUCUGCGUUGAAAUCGACCCAUCGCCUAAGCAGGCCUGGCUCAAGCCCGUUCUGGAUACUACCAUGGAGAACUGGAUUCGCGACCCUAAGAAGCGUCUUUACGGCGUCAACAAAUUGUGGGAAGCAUAUGACUUCUUCUGCUACUGGGCUCUGGAAGUGGCCAGAACCGGGAUAACAUGUCCCCUUCUCUUUUCUCUGGAUAAUUAUACCCAAGACCAUAUCCGCAAGCUUCGCCUCUCUGUGAGCGAACGGGCGAAGCUCUACGAGGAAUGUGUAGGCACCCAUGUGACUGGCACGGACGAAGGUUGGGUCAUGUACAAAGGCAAGGGCAAGGAGACCACGACCACCAACGUGAAACCUGCUUUUAAGGAUGGCAAACCAAAUAACGGAGACGAAGACGCCCGCUCUAGCAGUGUGGCUACCGAACCGUAUGGCUCGAAGUGGCAUGGGCACAAAUCCUCCAAUCCUCCUAUCAGACACCAACCCGGCUCAACCUCAACCGUGCCAUCCAUCCCCACACCACGCCAACAAUUCAGCUUCACACGCCCACGUGCCGAGCAAAGCAAUAGUAUCUCGCCUCCACCAGCGCCCUCCAGCACCCCACAAGAAAAGCCCUUCAAACCAGGCCGCACGGAGCCGAAGACGCCCGAAGACGCCAUCGCGCAGAUGGCCGAAGCAACACGCACCGGGGUCAGGGCCAACUCCUUCAAAGCCUGGUCGCACUUCUUCGAGACGCAGCUCGCGCGGCACGACGAGCUAUCCCGGGGCUCCGCGGCGUGGCCAACCAUCGACCUGACGUUCCAGCGCUUCCUGCAGGAGCUGUGCGUGCGGUUCCCGCCGGCGGACGAAGGACGCGCCGCGGAGCUGCAACAGUGGGCUCGCGCUGCUAGCAAGCGAGUCGAGGACUACAAGGCUGAGCGGGCGAAAUACGCUCGUGCCGAUGCUAUGCUCGAUAGGGUCAUGGGACUCGCGGCUGAUUUGAAGGAGUAA